Molecule: messenger RNA, 1794 nt
Organism: Nicotiana attenuata
Lineage: Eukaryota; Viridiplantae; Streptophyta; Magnoliopsida; Solanales; Solanaceae
Product: protein trichome birefringence-like 33
Exons: 6
Coding region: 1-1665 (554 amino acids)
Cellular component (GO): Golgi apparatus
Molecular function (GO): O-acetyltransferase activity
Source: RefSeq, a predicted model, not a curated record
AUGCCUGAGGAGGAAUCUUGUUCAACUUUUAAUAAAGGGGCUGCUUUUAAUGGUUCUGCUGCUCCUCCAAACACUGCUGCUCCUUCAAACACUGUUGUUGCUCCUUCAAUCAAUGCUGCUGCUACUCCAAACACUACUGCUCCAAAUACAGCUGCUCUUGCAGAUCCAAUUGCUGAUCCAACAUACACAACAGCUGCUAUUUCAGAUCCAGAAUCUUCUCCAACUGAAGAUUACUCAAGUGAAGAUGGAUCUGAUGAAUCAACUGAAGAUAGUGCUGAUUCUGAUGAAAGUGACUUCUUUGGGGGGGGGGGGGAUGAUUAUGGCAGUGAUGUACAUGAGGAGAACAUAGAGAUUAGGAAGGAAAGUAGGUCAUUUCAAAGGAUAAAAAGAAAUGAGAAAGCUGUUGUUGAUACUAAAGAUGUACCAUGUGGUGAUGCUGGGCCAGAUAUUGGUUUUGAUGAGAUUGAAACAUGUAAAAAAAGUGUAGAAGGCAGGCUAGGUGGUGAUGAGCCAUAUUAUCCAAGUUCUUAUGCUUGUAGCUUUGAAACUGAUGAAGAUGAAUGUUGGAAUGAAGAUGGGGAAGACAAGAAGAACAAGGAGAAGUUAUCAUUUGCCAUAGGAGAUACAGAGGAAGGAUGCGAUGUGUUCAGUGGGAAAUGGGUUUGGGACGAGAAUCGGCCUUUGUAUGAAGAAUCAGAGUGUCCGUACAUAACGCCACAGUCGACUUGCCAAGAACAUGGCAGGCCAGAUAAAGACUAUCAGCAUUGGAGAUGGCAACCUCAUAGUUGCUCUCUCCCGAGUUUCAAUGCGACAUCAAUGCUAGAAACACUUCGGGGGAAGAGGAUGUUGUUCGUAGGCGAUUCGUUGAACAGAGGACAAUAUAUUUCCAUGAUUUGUCUUGUUCAUAGACUGAUUCCUGAGAAUGCUAAAUCCAUGGAAAAUGAUGGUAAUUUCGCCAUUUUCACCAUUAAGGAUUAUAAUGCAACGAUUGAGUUCUACUGGGCACCAUUUCUUCUGGAAUCAAAUUCUGAUGUUGCAAUCACACAUAGGAUCGUUGAAAGAGUUGUUCGAAAUGGUUCAAUAAACACACAUGGGAAACAUUGGAAAGGGUCUGACAUAAUUGUGUUCAAUACUUACCUUUGGUGGCUGAGCAAUUUCAGUGUCUUGCAAGGGUCUUUUGAUGAUAAAGUGAAAGAUAUAGUGGAGGUGUCCACAGAGGAUGCAUAUCGCAUGGUAAUGAAGAGUAUGUUGAGUUGGAUUAAAGAGAAUAUGGAUCCAAAGAAAACCAGAGUCUUUUUCACUAGCAUGUCACCUUAUCAUGAAAGGAGCAUAGAAUGGGGAGGUGAACCAAAUAAGAAUUGUUUCAAUGAGACUAAAAUGAUAGAGGAUCCAAAUUAUUGGGCAACAGAUAGUAGAAAAAGCAUAAUGCAAGUGAUUGGUGAAGAAUUUGGUAAAUCAAAAGUUCCCAUCUCAUUUCUCAACAUCACUCAGCUCUCAAGUUACAGAAAAGACGCACACUCGUCAAUUUACAAGAAACAUUGGAAUCCAUUAACACCAAAGCAACUAGCAAACCCUUCCAGCUAUGCUGAUUGUGUUCAUUGGUGCUUGCCUGGGCUUCCAGAUACUUGGAAUGAGCUUUUAUUUGCCAAGCUUUUCUACCCUUGAGAUUAAUUUUACUGAAAAUUGAAGGAUGUUGUAUUAUAUAACGUUCUCAAGAUGGAUGCUUGAUUUGGGACAAUAUAGUUGUACUAAAAAAUAAUAUCCAGCAAAAUAUAUAUUUCUAUACAUAUUUUU